Messenger RNA from Mya arenaria, 2151 nucleotides. Its product is annotated as serine-rich adhesin for platelets-like. Gene Ontology annotation, molecular function: metalloendopeptidase activity. Lineage: Eukaryota; Metazoa; Mollusca; Bivalvia; Myida; Myidae. The record is from RefSeq and is a predicted model, not a curated record. The transcript has 14 exons. The coding region runs from base 1 to 2151 and encodes 716 amino acids. Gene Ontology annotation, biological process: proteolysis.
AUGAAGGUUGUGGUCUGUCUAGCGCUCAUGGCGGUUCUAACGUUGCAACUGGUGCACGGGAAAAUGUCAGACGGCAAGAAAUGCAAGUUUAAUUUCCGAACAGAGCGACAAAAUCAGUUCCAAAACGAAAACACUCUUCCGACUGAGCUGAGUUACACCAUGGAGGUUGAAGGUCAGGGAAAGUUUGACCUUGACCUUGUCCUUGACCCAAGAAUGGACCUGCCAUCCGCCACGGAGGAUAAUGGUAGAAAGAAGUCGAAGAAACAAAAACGCAAUGUGAAAAUCGGAGUCUACACGGACAAGAACGGGCGAGGUUCAUUUGCCUGUGAAAUGAAACGGAGGAACGGUGAUAUAUCCUGUGAUAUGAGCGCCCUGGCGACAUUCCAGGACGAGGAUUGUUACAUAGCCGGUGGGGCGGCCACCGACGCACUCUGUUUCCCCCGGGUGAACGGAACGUUUAAGUAUUACGAAGUUCCCGGAGAGGAUGGAGUACGCCGGGAAGGCGGUAGUGGCACCGUGUACAAUCCCCGGUUUGCCCCAAGCCGGAAGAGGCGGUCGAUACUUCCGGAGGCCGGCUACAAGGUGGUGAAGAUCGCAUUUAUUGUUGACGCCCCAUUCAUGGAACAGUUUUACGACCGUAACCCUGGUGACAACGACGCAGCUCAGAACGAGGCAGAGAAGUACGUCACGCUACUCGCUAACGAGAUAAACGUAUACUACAGCUCCGUGAAGGAAGCAUCCGGAGGAAGUUUGGAUCUGUACGUGUACCCUGCUGACAUCGUUUACCCUCCGGCUGGCACGAACUUUGCCUGGUCGGCUGACUACGUGUCCGGCAACGUUAUUGACGCUGGGGAUGCUUUUGAUGCUGCGCUGUACAGCUACGUCGGCAGUAGCUUCACCAGCCAGGAGUUUCACCACGCCAUGGCCAUCACUGGGUAUGAUUUAGCCGGGAGUUUGCUAGGUUACGCGUACGUAUCCACGGUUUGCAGCAGCACUUUCCGCCGUUACUCCAUCAACGAGUUCACGUCAUACAACGUCGCCCCCGUCGCCGCUCACGAGCUAGGACACGCGCUUGGUUCACAACAUGACGGGACUGGUAACGACUGUCCUUCCUCCGUGAAUGUUAUGUCGCCGAGCCUCGGCACGCCCUCCUCCUCCACCGUGGACAAUUUCUACAAGUUCUCUACAUGUAGUGCCGACUACUUCGUCGACCACCUUAGCCAAUAUCCAAGCUGUUCAGUGAACACCGGUGGAUUGACGGACGAGCAGUUUCAGGCGGCGUUCUGCAGCGGCCUUCUAGGACAGCGGGAUUCUAGCCUUGACCUCCAGUGUAAGCGGCGCACCGGAAACCCCGACAGCACAGCUUGCAGCCAGUCUGUAAUCGGAGACGCGGGUUGCUAUAGAAGCGGAGAGGUGUCGUGCCGGACAAGCCCGGGAGGCUCGUGCUCUACCUCUCUGACAACCUUUGUCUGGAACGGGACUCCCUGUGGUUCCGGAACGCAGAUGUGCUACAAAGGCCGAUGCGUCUCAGAGUUCAACAUAUGUCCAAGCGAAGAAACCACAACAGAAACACCCGAGCCAACCACAACCGCUGCAAAACCAACGACUACUACUGAAGAACCUACGACCACCACUAAAAAACCUACGACCACCACUGAAGAGCCUACGACUACCACUGAAAAACCGACGACCACCACAGAAAAACCUACGACAACAACUGAAGAACCUACGACUACCACUGAAGAACCUACGGCCACCACUGAAGAACCUACUACCACUACUCAGAAGCCUACGACCACAACUGAAGAACCUACGACCACCACAGAAGAACCUACGACCACUUCUGAGGAACCUACGACCACAACUGAAGAACCUACGACCACCACAGAAGAACCUACUACCACUACUGAGGAACCCACGACCACUACUGAAGAACCUACGACUACCACUGAAAAUCCCACAACAACUACCGAAACCACAACCACGACAACAACAACGACAACGCCUGCACCGACGACCAAAGCCCCAGCGCCCUGCUCCUGCUGCGGUUACAAGAAAGGGAAAAAGAAGAAUUGCUGCCGAUGGGGCAAACGUAAGCGCAGCAAAAAAUGCUCCUGCUGCUCGGACCACGGACACUUUCCUCAUCACUAA